Molecule: messenger RNA, 1221 nt
Organism: Dothidotthia symphoricarpi CBS 119687
Lineage: Eukaryota; Fungi; Ascomycota; Dothideomycetes; Pleosporales; Dothidotthiaceae
Exons: 1
Coding region: 1-1221 (406 amino acids)
Source: RefSeq, a predicted model, not a curated record
AUGACACUUUUUACUGCCGGUGGGGGUCCAAGGAUUUGGUUCAACUCUACUACUGGAUGGGGAUGGUCAUCUGAUAUCGUGGAAACAUAUUUCAGCGACACAUCCGCAGAGGCAUUAGAGUCGGCUUUUAUGAACGUCAAUGUCUUGACUCUCACGCUCAACGGCUGCAAAUUUGUCGCAACUCCAGAUCAAAGCUCAGCUUCGAAUUCACAGCUUUACAAUGUCACAUGUACACGUUCGGAAGCACAAGAAAUGAACCUUACGUCUUACUGGGACGUCUUUGAUGUCGUUGCAUCAACCUGCGCGUUCUACCCGUGCGUUAAGAACUAUCAUGGAUCAAUUGAUGAUGGCGUCUUCUCGGAAACUCUUGUCAGCGAAACGCCUGCCAUUCGCAAUCAAACUGAAUCCUUUCCCAGUUACGAAUUGUUCAACACACCAUGUGUAGUUGAUGGCAUCAACUAUACGGCGGACAAUGCUUCGUUUGUCCCUGGCGGCAACAAGACUCUCGUUAAUGGUAACAACAUAACAGUUCCGCAAGAAUGUUACUUCUAUUUUCCGGGAAUGUACGUUCAAGCACUUUCGAAGUUUGUAUUUGACACUCUCAAAGGUAGCUGUUACCAGAUUGGAGCUUCUACCACCCCUCCGUUCUCUGCACAAUCAGGACCGGACGACUGGAACAACGUUCUGUGCGACCAGUGGUGGCUGACAAGUCUUUACAACAAAGGCAAUGCCACUUUCGACACUAUCGACGCCAACAUUGAAGCUGUCGCAUCUGCUAUAACCAAUAUGAUGCGCAGACAAGGCACUUCAUGGGAUCACAGCACUGACUUUGUGCAAGGCCUCGUCAUGAGAACUACAGUAUGCACGCAGUUCAACUGGGUAUGGCUGGCUUUCCCGUUCAUGCUACUUGCUCUUACCACAAUAUCACUAUUUAUGAUGGGGGUCAAGACGCUGUUUGACAAGCAAGGGAUACCAAUUUGGAAAUCUUCUUUACUGCCACUACUAUUGACUGGAAACGGCCUGGGCACAAUUGGCGCACCGAACGACAUGAAAAGUAUUGAGAAGAAGGUAGACCGGGCUGUUGUAAGGCUGGUACAAGUGGCUGGAGCAUGGGAAUUCGUUGGCGAGUUAGAUAAUAACAAAGAAGAGGCGACAGCAAGUGGGAACAGUGCCUUCACAGCCAAGAGUGCUCGAGAGCGAACAGUUUAUUAUACGCCUUAG